Onychostoma macrolepis is the source of this 5107-nucleotide messenger RNA. RefSeq names its product SH3 domain containing ring finger 1 (gene sh3rf1). The coding region runs from base 479 to 3148 and encodes 889 amino acids. Lineage: Eukaryota; Metazoa; Chordata; Actinopteri; Cypriniformes; Cyprinidae. The transcript has 12 exons. Gene Ontology annotation, molecular function: protein binding. The record is from RefSeq and is a predicted model, not a curated record.
CCUCCCUCCCGACUACACAUCCGCUGCAGUGUCCCACAGUAUCCACGAGGCUAGUCAUGGCGCUCGGACGCAGGAACUCGCUUCUCCUGUUUUUCUUCGCUUUCUUCUAAAUAUAAUAUACCUGAAUCUCUCGGACUCGGAUUUUUUGCUGUUUCAACUUAGCGACUCGAGAGCGAUGACCAGUUCCUUGCUGAGAUAUACGGAUCUGAAGAGAUAAACUUGUGUCCAACUGGGCGACCAAGAUUUCAGUAUCCCUUUUCCAGGGCGAAUUCCCUAGUUUGAGGAACUCGGGAAAGAAACUGUUCUGGAAGAAGAGGAGGAGUGAGAAGGGGCCCUUAUUUAAGUGAAUGCCAGAGACAUGAUCAUGACUGCGGCAUGGGAGUGACGUGACAUCAGCAUUGGACUUUCCCUCCAAACAACCUUAUAUCCGCACACCCACACCAUGUGCUUCUCUCUUCGGAGAGGCAAAACUGACUGAAUGAACGACUACGCUGAGAAAGAUUGUGCGAGUGUGAAAAUGGACGAGUCUGCGCUCCUGGACCUGUUGGAGUGUCCGGUGUGCUUGGAGCGGCUGGACGCUACGGCGAAGGUGUUGCCGUGCCAGCACACGUUUUGCCGGCGCUGCCUGCUUGGAAUUGUGGGGUCGCGUGGAGAACUGCGCUGCCCGGAAUGCCGCACGCUAGUGGAGAGUGGCGUGGAUGAGUUGCCUAGCAACAUCCUCCUGGUACGGCUACUGGACGGUAUUAAGCAGAGGCCGAGGAGGACGGGAAGCAUGCACGGCACGUGUACUAAUGGAUCUGCAGCGGCAGGGGUCCGAGCACAGGGUGCUGGAGGAGGCCAGAGGGAUCCAGGUCCCACAGGGGGACAGUCUCAGAGGGCCCAGGCCAAGAGCACUCCAGUUAGGGGAGUUCCUCAGCUACCUUGUGCCAAGGCUUUAUACAACUAUGAUGGCAAAGAACCCGGAGACCUCAAGUUCAGCAAGGGUGACAUCAUCAUCUUGCGCCGGCAGGUGGAUGAAAACUGGUACCAUGGAGAGAUGGGCGGAGUCCAUGGAUUCUUCCCCACCAACUUUGUCCAGGUCAUCAAACCUCUCCCACAGCCGCCUCCUCAAUGCAAGGCCCUGUAUGACUUUGAGCUGAAAGACAAGGAGGCUGACAAGGACUGCUUGCCGUUUUCAAAGGAUGAUAUUCUUACUGUGAUUCGUCGUGUGGAUGAGAACUGGGCGGAAGGCAUGCUGGGAGAUAAGAUUGGCAUCUUCCCCAUAUCGUAUGUAGAGUUUAACAGUGCAGCACGACAGCUUAUAGAACUGGACAAGCCAUCUGAAGGUGGAGGAGACUCCAGUGAAGGGCCAUCCUCCUCUUCCUCGGGUCCCCAGGCUAACGGCUCCCAGAAAGCCACUGGCGAGAAGAAGAACAGUAAGAAGCGGCACUCCUUCACCUCUCUGACUAUGUCCCAUAAGCCCUGCCUGGCCCCUCCACCUCAGAGACACUCUAUGGAGAUCAGCGGCCCGGUUCUGAUCAGCUCCUCCAACCCCACAGCAGCGGCCCGGAUCGGAGAGCUCAGCGGAGGCCUGUCCUCCAGCGCACCUUCACAGGUUCACAUUUGCACAGCAGGACUCAUUGUUACUCCUCCACCAAGCAGUCCUGUCACCACAGCGACAGUUUUCACAUUUCCUCCAGAAACCAGCUAUGCCUCUAUUCCAGUGGAUGCUCUUCCUCCUCCACCUCCUCCUCCACCUCAGUCACAGUCCUCAGCUGUGGGCGCUGCCGCCUUGAAUGCUGGUCAGAGGCCGUCGCCCGCUGCGGGUGACCAGAGUGGCCGUCAGAGACCCACAGUGUACGUAGCGAUGUUUCCCUACACGCCUCGUAAAGAAGAUGAGUUAGAAUUGAGGAAGGGGGAGAUGUUUCUGGUGCUUGAGCGCUGUCAGGACGGCUGGUUUAAAGGAACAUCCAUGCACACCGGCAAGAUCGGAGUGUUUCCUGGUAACUACAUGAGUCCUGUCAACAGGACUGUUUCUGGCAGCAGUCAGCCAAAAGUUCCCCUGACCCUGUGCUCCCAGGCGGGACGUGGCGUCACUAUCGUCAGCCCCUCCUCUGCUCCUCUUGGAGCUGCCCUGGGGAGUGUCGACCCCAGCAAAGCCCUUCCAGUCUGCCCAAAUUCUACCCCGCCUUGCUCACUGCCUGCUGCUGUAGUUUCAGCUGCACAUAUACCCACUGGACAGCACCCCAAAGUGCUCAUGCAUGUGACAUCACAGAUGACCGUUAACCAGGCACGCAGUGCGGUCAGGACAGCUGUGAGUCAUAGUCAGGACCGGCCUACAGCAGCAGUGACACCCAUCCAAUCCCACAAUCCUGGGUCCUACUUUCCUAGCACAGCUGUGGUUCUUCAGGCGUCACCUGUCCUUGGCUCCAGCCCGGGAUCCUCCUCAGCCAGAGUUGGUGUGGCUAUGAGCUGUGCUGCCGCCUCCUUGACCCCUCCUAAUGUUAGCGCUGCUUCUUUGGACAGUGAUGCCAUGAGAACUGUCUCUGUUGUAGCACUUCCUGUGAACCCUGGCAGCACAAAAUCUCUCGGUUCAGCCUCGAAUCACGGUGUUGCUUGUAGACUGGACAAAGACUGCAAGAGAGAAAAGAAAGGCCUGCUGAAACUGCUGUCUAAUAAAAAGAAGCUCCGCCCAUCUCCCCCUUCCUCGCCUACACUAGAGGCGGAGCAGUCUAUUGCCAUGGAAAUGCCCCAAGGGGCAGUCGGACAUGAAAUGGCUCCACCCAGCUCAGCAGCGGUGGCAGUAGGACACAACGGCCGUGCUGGGGUCUGUCCGAUGGAUUCUGAGCUCUCUGCAUCCUCAUCUUUAUCAAACACAGACACAGCGUCACACAGAAGCAGCUCCCAGGACAACGCUGCCCCAAUCGCCCCGCCUCCACGACAGCCAUGCUCCUCCCUCCUCUCCAUGCAGCAUGACGGCCGACCAAUCGUGUGUGAAAGGUACCGUGUGGUGGUGUCCUACCCUCCCCAAAGCGAAGCAGAGCUGGAACUCAAGGAGGGAGACAUUGUAUUUGUGCACAGAAAACGAGAGGACGGCUGGUUUAAAGGAACACUUCAGAGAAACGGCCGAACUGGGCUGUUUCCUGGCAGCUUUGUUGACAGUAUCUAACGCACAUGGUGUUUAAGAACAUAAUAUUUAGAUAUCAAAUUCUCCAUCACUGAAGAUACAGCACUGAACUUCAGCCUUAAUAGUUCAGAGUGAUGAGCAGCAGUGAUCGGUAGGACUGGGCUGCUUAUGACGAUCCUAGUCGUUCAGCAGUGGAUCAAAUACUUUUCCUGAAGCACAUGGAAGCAAGCAACAAAGUUUUAGCCUUUCUGACUAGGCACCCUAUUUCUAGCACAGUAGAUGAAGUCGUGAUAGGAUUCGUUAAUUUAUGCAUCUGUAACAUUUCAAAGACGAUUAAUGUGUGCCUUGUACUGUCUCACUUUACUGUAUAUAAGCAAAGCGAAGCUGAUCUGAGUCAUGACAAGAACAAUAUGAAUUUUCUUCAACAUUUAACUUAUUUUUGUUUCGUAGGAAUGGAGUUUUUUUAGGGACGGUUUGUUAUGUGAGCCGACUGGUCAAUGCCUGUAGAGCCUGAAUAAUGUCACUGAUGGUCAUUUGCUUGAAAUAAUAAUUAAAAAAAAAAAAUCAAUACCAAUUGAAGAGCCGAAUGAACUCGGAAAGGUUGGUUUGACCAUCCGUGUCUUUAGCUUGCAUGUAAUUGGCUCUUUGAGUCAAAGGAUGUGGAGUGAGGACACUGCAGGCCUGUAGUCUCUCGUUCUGAUUGGUUGUGGUGCGUGUAAAGGUUUGCUGUAGCUACACUGAGUGAUGGAAUGAAGGAUAGCAUAUUGUUAUUUUUAAAAGAACAAGAUUACACUCAGACAUUUUAAUCAAAUAUUACUAAUAUUCCUUUGCAAUAACAUUGUUUUCAGUAGUAGAAAAGCCAUUGAGCAGAACAGAAACAAUCACUCUUAGUAAAAGCACAGACACCCCGAUAUCUUCCAGUGAUAGUGCUAUUAUUCUUUUGUGAACACGUGUUUGUGUGUUUGUUCCCUCUCUGGUUUAGUUUCCUUCAGGCCCAUACGUGGACACACAGCUGACUCAAUGGUCAUCAUCUUUACUGAUUAUUACCGUUAUGGACAAUAGACUUUACAAACUGCUUGAAAAAGUCUCUAACCACAAAUUCACAAACCAUUGGUUUUUGCUUCUCUUUAAGUCGGGUUUAUGAUGUUGUCUGCUGUACUUUAGUAUUUUAUGUGAUAUUUCAUGUUUUGUAUACUUGAAAAUGGUGUUUGUGUAUUCUAUGCUUCAUACAGUAGGUGAAAUGUCAUUAUUAUUAUUAUUAUUAUUAUUAUUUUGAAAGCACAAAGUGGUCUUUGAUAGAUUUUUUUUUUUUAAAUUUGAUUUAUGCCCUGUUAAAACGUUGGUUGAUUUUGGAGAAUUUUUUCCUCCUUUGUUGUCUUGAUGCCUUUACAACUAACAAGAUGGCCUUUGUUUGUUGUAUUAGUGAAAUUUACCAAACCACCUGUUAAAGUUUUAUUCGAAUCACUUUUUUUGUUUUUGAUCACUGGUUUCCAUCUCCAGUUAUAAACCACCUGAUGUCUCGUCGCUGCAUUACUGAGUGGACACUAGAUUAAACCACCUACACAAGGAUCAUUUCACUGCUUGAAUCAAGCAUGUUCAGAGUUGAUUUCAGUCACUCUCCACAGUCAAGAUUUUACUCGUGCAAGAUUUCAGUCAAUGUUGAAUUAGUCUCAGCAGAACAAAAGCUGAUCACUUAACAUUUCAUUUAAACUCAUUGAAGUGUGUGUUAGAUGUGAGGGGUAUAAAAUAAAGUAAUGACUUUUAUAAAACUUUUGUGAGUUGUAUAUUGGUAUGUCGUGAUGGUUAGAAGCUGCAUACGAAAAAAGAAACAGUAGUAUAAGCACUUCAGACUUGAGAUGCUGUCCACUAUCGUUAUUGCUUAGCUUUACAGAUUCUCACAUUUGAAAACUAUAAUUUUCCACAUGAAACCACAGCUGCACUCACAUGCUUUCUUACAACACAUGAAUCUAUUUCCAUUCGGUCACGCACUUGCUCACGUAA